Molecule: messenger RNA, 4921 nt
Organism: Plectropomus leopardus (leopard coralgrouper)
Lineage: Eukaryota; Metazoa; Chordata; Actinopteri; Perciformes; Serranidae
Source: RefSeq, a predicted model, not a curated record
UGUUCUUCCUUCUGUUUCCGAGACGUUCAGGGUCUAAACGGGUUCACCAGCCGUGUCUGCAUGUCUCUACCAGUUCCCUCUAAAAAUCGUCUUCUACCGCUCCCGAAUGAAGAUUAACAGGUAUGCCAAAGGAAAAAUAUGAUCCUCCAGAUCCCCGCAGAUGUUACACCAUUAUGCCAGCGGAGGAGGCGGCCAGUGGGAAGAAGUCUUACUGGGCCGAGCUCGAGAUUUCUGGACGUGUGAGGAGUCUGAGCAGCUCGUUAUGGACACUCACCCACCUGACGGCGCUGCACAUCAACGACAACAACCUGAGCCGCAUCCCGCCGGACAUCGCCAAGCUGCCCAACCUGGUCUACCUGAACCUGUCGUCCAAUAAGCUCCGCAGCCUGCCCGCCGAACUGGGCAACAUGGUCUCUCUCAGGGAAUUGCUUUUAAACAACAAUCUUUUACGAGUUCUGCCUUAUGAACUUGGGAGGCUUUUCCAGUUACAAACCUUGGGGCUAAAAGGAAACCCUUUGUCCCAAGACAUCCUCAAUCUGUACCAGGAGCCGGACGGAACCAGAAAGCUUUUGAACUACAUGCUCGACAAUCUAGCAGUGCACCCGGAGCAGCUCCCCCAAAGACCUUGGAUCACUCUGAAAGAGCGAGACCAAAUGAGUUCCACAGCUGUGUUCACGGUCAUGUGCUACAACGUGCUGUGUGACAAGUGCACGCGACAGCUGUACGGCUACUGUCCAUCCUGGGCGCUCAACUGGGAGUACCGCAAGAAAGGCAUCAUGGAGGAGAUCACCAGCUGUGACGCUGACAUCAUCAGCCUGCAGGAGGUGGAGACGGAGCAGUACUACACUCUGUUUCUGGAAACACUAAAGGAGCGCGGCUACGACGGCUACUUCUGCCCAAAGUCUCGUGCCAAACUGGUUUCCGAGCAGGAGAGGAAACACGUGGACGGCUGCGCUGUGUUCUUCAAGACCGAAAAGUUUACGUUGGUCCAGAAACACACUGUGGAGUUCAACCAGGUGGCCAUGGCCAACUCCGAGGGCUCGGAGGUCAUGCUGAACAGAGUGAUGACCAAAGACAACAUCGGGGUGGCGGUUCUGCUCGAGGUCAAUAAGGACAUGUUCUCCGGUGGCAUGAAGCCACCACAGGAGAGGCAGCUGAUCCUGGUGGCCAACGCCCACAUGCACUGGGACCCCGAGUACUCGGACGUCAAGUUGAUCCAAACCAUGAUGUUCCUGUCGGAGCUGAAGAGCAUCGCUGAGAGGGCCUCGGGCUCCAUGGCGACCGGUUCGCCGACCUCCGACCCGUCCUCCAUCCCCAUCGUCCUGUGUGCUGACCUCAACUCGCUGCCCGACUCCGGUGUGGUGGAAUACCUGAGUAACGGAGGAGUGGCUGAUAACCACAAGGACUUCAAGGAGCUACGCUACAAUGAAUGUCUGACCAACUUCAGCUGCAACGGCAAAAACGGCAAGAACGGCAACUCGGACGGAAGCAUCACACACAGCUUCCAGCUGAAGAGCGCCUACGACAGCAAUCUGAUGCCUUACACCAACUACACAUACGACUUCAAGGGCGUUAUCGACUACAUCUUCUUCUCCAAGACCCACAUGAGCGUCCUGGGCCUGAUGGGGCCGCUGGACAGCCAGUGGCUCAUCGACAACAACAUCACCGGCUGCCCGCACCCCCACGUUCCCUCGGACCACUUCUCCCUGCUGGCCCAGCUGGAGCUGCACCCUCCCCCACCCCACACGCUCAACCCCCUCAACGGGCUGCACCUGCCGGUCCACAGGUAGUGCAGCCUGCGAGAGCCCCGCCAACCUUUAAAACACUGUCCCUCCCCACCCCCAGCUUUAUACAGGACCCUGUACAGUUUACCAAUCAUGUUAAAACUCAGAAACCAUCCGACCCCUCCGACCCUGAGACACACCUUUCCAUAAGGAGUGAAGUAUUCGCCCGUUUGUUGCUCCUUUUUGUGUUUUUGCACACUGUAAUUGUUUGUUUUAUUUCAUUUUUUUCUCCCCUUGAAAAGGCUUAAUACCAAAUGUUUGGGAUGAGGUUGCUUUGGUAACUCCCAAUGUCAAUUUCUUUUAUUUUUUGUUGCCUUAGAUAUGAUCGUAACAGCUUACAGACAGCAACAAACCUAAAACCAUCAACUUUUUAAUGAUAAACUACACAAACGUCAGCAGUGAAUGUGUGAAAUUUCACACAACUGUGAAAAAAAAAUCUUUUUUUAGAUUAAAAACAACAUAUUACUGCAGCACCACAAUAUACAGUUUAUGCUGUGUUGAACUGUGUAGAACUGGAACCUGCUGUCACUCCCAAAUUAACUGAAAGGUAUUUUAAUGAGAGAAGUAACACUACAAACAACAGAAAGUAAGAAAUGUUUACAAAAAAUGUAUUUCCAUCAGUCGUUUUUGUAAACGCAGAUCCUUAUUUUCUAUUCUGAUCAGCAGAGGAACACCAAAAUACUUACUUCUAUUAAAUGUGGAGGAAAAAACUGCAAUUUUUAAGGUUAAAAAGUACCGAUUGGGCGUUUUAAAAGUAAUGUAACAACAUGGUAACACUAAAUCGUGUUUCUUAUAGGAACUACAAUAUGAAUUAAUCUGAGCUGCUUGUGAGUCACAUAACAGCAAUGAUAAUAUUGAUGAGUAAUAUUUCCACAUCAUUUUGGAUUAUGUUGCUUGAAGAGGAUGUCACAUGACUCCCUCUUGCCGGAUAGCAAAAUCCAAACCUGGAAGCCGCUUCAUAGUGAAUGUUACAGAGCUGCUUCAUUCACUUCUAUGAAUUUUCUUUUUUCUUGCACCUCUCCGUGAUCAUUGCUAAAUAUUUUACCUGCAGACGAAUCGUGCUUGCUACCGUUUAGAAGAUACAACUUGUGAGUUUUUCUGCAGCACAAUGAAGUCAUAAAACAAUCAGUUCAGGCCAAAUGAGAGCUAAAAUCCUAAAUAAUGAUAAGCGUCGAAGCCAAAUUAGCCCAUCAAAACACGUCACACAAUCCUGACAAUGACCCAACAAUGCGCUUUAUACUUCUGUGCUUUCAAACACCUAUGAUCUUAAAAGAGUAUCGUCCCGUUUCCGCUCACCUGACUAACCAAAGAAUCUGCCCAGAAUGAGUGACUUAUGAUCUGUCGACCGAGAUCAUAUUUAUUUAUUGGUGUCAGAGAAAAAAAAACCUUCCUGGGAAGAAUCUGCCAAUGGUUUGUAACCAGGAGCCGAAUGUAUUUACCAAAUGCUCACUAUGAAAUUAAUUGUUGGAGCCUCUUCAUGCCAGAUUCCUGUGGACUUUGUAUAUUUGUGUCAGAUGAUUAGAACUAAUAGCCCUUUAUGUAAGUUGUAACUCAGGGCUAUGCUAUGCAUCCAGCAGUACCUCUCAAACCGAAGACUCUCAGAGUCGUAGAGCAAAACCAAACAGGAAGCUGUUGGUUUCAAAAUCCUCUAUAAAGCACAGGUAACGUAUGUACUUACAUACAUAUAUGUCGUUGUUGUUGUAGAAGUCCCACGUCUUGGUGAUUUUUUUUUAUAUGAAACUGCUGCUGCACUUUUGCUCCACUGGAAAAAAAAAAUAUCAUGGGAAAUUUGGAUUAGUGUAAUUUUUCAGUUGUCAGAAGAUGCAAAAAGUGUUUGAUAAAUUUGGUUUUGACACUUUUUCAAAAAUAUUUGGUUUAGUUGUAAGACUUUUAAAAGAGGCCUAAGUAUUUGUAGGUAGGAUUUAAUUUGGGAUUAACUGGGUAGGACUGGGUAUCAAUACAAAUGUCGUACCUGAGUUUCAGUACAGAUGCAAAAGUCUCCUUAACAAAAGGGGCCAAACUUCUUAAAUGUUUGUUGUUAAAACCAGUGGCUCAAAAUCUGAGGUCAGAUGUAUAAAACUGUAGAUUCACGACUGAAAUCGAGUUUGCACAAAGGCAGAAAUAUGCAUUAUUUAGUCAGAUUUGUCGAUGAGGUCAUCACUCAAUGAUUUGAAAUUUGAUUUAUCAAUGCACCUUUCAUUGACAUUUUACAGAACGCUCUGUAAGCUUCAAAAAAAGACAAUCUUUAUUUUUUACCGUUAUGUUUGGGACAUUGGGACUCAGCCAUACAGCUAUUUUGCAGAAUAUAAAAGACCAAAAUUGGCAAAAUUUUAAUGAAAAUCUUAAAGAAUUUGUUAAAGAUUGCAUGAGAUUGACAUUUACCAAUACUCAAUGUGACGGACACGUUUCAAUUGGUACAAAUGAAAAUAUUGAGGUUUGAUACCCAGCCCUACCUUUGCAGAGGGACACAGAUCCCAUACCCAUGCACUCACGGUGUUUAAAAUUUUCGGCACAUUUAACACACCUGAGAUUAAAUGAGCUAAAGCAAGAAAAGAGAAGCCAUAAAUUUUGGGAUAAAUUGUGUCAGCACAAGACGGCACCCUGUACCUUCAGCUUUAAACCCCGGUCUGAUCAGUUUAACCGGCUUUGCUUCAUUUGCACUUGAUUUGGCGCUAACGCAUGCACCUCCAGUUUUGGUGGAGUUGAUGAAGUCUAUCAUUACGAGCAUUUAGAGGCCUAUACUUCACUCCUAAACUCACCUCACUGGGUUUUCUGGUUUUGUACAACAAGCUGUACAUAAAUUAAAUUGCCUUUGAUGACUGGGCGACUUUCACAUCUGUGAGGGGAAUGUACCAUUCUCCGAUUAAGGGGCGUAUUUUUUCUCACAAAUCAAAGAUGUACCUGGUGUUGUACUUUUUUUUUCUUUGCCCGGUGCACUAAGAUCUCAUAUGUGAAUACCACCUCCACCUGUCUCCGAUACUCUUGUAGAGACAAAACUGGUCUCUGUCCAACUAUGUUUUUUGAACUACGGGCAUUUUCUGUCUCUAGCAAACAUGCAGUCUUUCAAUUGGUACUUUGUACAAUUCAGUAUUACCAAGUUUUUGAGAAAAAAGAUAAAUGUUCUAGGUUUAAAAGCA